AUGAGGCAAGUCUCCCUGGUAUACACCUCCAAUGGCAAUUGGUACCACAUCUGUGGAGGGACCCUGAUAGCCAACAACUGGGUCCUGACGGCUGCCCACUGCAUCAGCGACUCCAGGACCUACGGCGUGGCGCUGGGACGGCACAACCUCUACGUUGCGGAGUCCGGCUCGCUGCUCGUCAGUGUCUCUCUGAUUCUGGUGCAUCCGAAAUGGAACUCCAGCGAUGUCUCCAAUGGGUACGACAUUGCCCUGGUCAAACUGGCUAACCCCGUCUCCCUCACCGACAAGAUCCGGCUGGCCUGCCUCCCUCCUCCCUGCACCACUCUACCCAACAGCCCCUGCUACGUCACAGGCUGGGGAAAUCUGCAGACCAACGGGCCUGAUUCUGAUGUCCUGCAGCAGGGCCGGUUGCUGGUUGUGGACUAUGACACAUGCUCCAGCCCUGACUGGUGGGGCAGCAUCGUGAAACCCUGUAUGAUCUGUGCUGGGGGUGAUGGCGUGACCUCCAGCUGCUACGGAGACUCCGGAGGGCCGCUGAACUGUCAGGCAUCUGACGGCCGGUGGGAGGUGCAUGGCAUCGUCAGCUUUGGGUCUAGCCUCGGCUGCAACUACUACCACAAGCCAUCUGUCUUCACGCGUGUCUGCAAAUACAUUGACUGGAUCAAGUCGGUCUCCCUGCAAUACACCUCCGAUGGCAAUUGGUACCACACCUGCGGAGGAUCCCUGAUAACCAACAGCUGGGUCCUGACGGCAGCUCACUGCAUCAGCUCCUCCAGGACCUACCACGUGGCGCUGGGACGGCACAACCUCUGCAUUGUGGAGCCUGGCUCACUGACCGUCAGUGUCUCUAAGACUGUGAAACACGAGGACUGGAACUCCAGCGAUGUCUCCAAUGGGUAUGACAUUGCCCUGCUCAAACUGGCUCACCCCGUCUCCCUCACCGACAAGAUUCAGAUGGCCUGCCUCCCUCCUGCUGGCACCAUUCUACCCAACAACUACCCCUGCUACGUCACGGGCUGGGGAAGGCUGCGGACCAGCGGGCCUGCUUCUUGUGUCCUGCAGCAGGGUCUGUUGCUGGUUGUGGACUAUGACACCUGCUCCAGCCCUGACUGGUGGGGCAGCAUCGUGAAACCCUGUAUGAUCUGUGCUGGGGGUGAUGGCGUGACCUCCAGCUGCUUCGUGAGUACCAAAAUCAGGGGCCCUGCUCAGUGA
Molecule: messenger RNA, 1212 nt
Organism: Cercocebus atys (sooty mangabey)
Lineage: Eukaryota; Metazoa; Chordata; Mammalia; Primates; Cercopithecidae
Product: chymotrypsin-like elastase family member 2A
Exons: 10
Coding region: 1-1212 (403 amino acids)
Biological process (GO): proteolysis
Molecular function (GO): serine-type endopeptidase activity
Source: RefSeq, a predicted model, not a curated record